UUCUGACGGCCCGCCUAAACCUACUCUGCUCAGCUUUAACAUUAACUAAAUGUUGAUGUUUAUAUUCUGUAGUGUUUGUUUUGGGGGGGUUGUCUGAAAUACUGUAAAGCUUAUAGCGAGACUGUAUCCAUGUCAGUGGAACAAGCCAUGCUGAUGUCAGAGCUUUUUCCUCUGCCCUCCACGGUGGGAGGAUCUCUGUGCGUUGAGUCACGCAGCUGUCAAAGAUAGCUGUCACCCAGUUUCAGGAUCAAACACACACAGUCAAUGAGAAAAGGGCUUUGAGCCGACAGGACGCAGAGAUCUCAGGUAACCCCCCCUCCCCGUCUCUCCUCAAGUCUCCAAACAAGGGCGACCAGAAAAGGAGAUCGGAAGGAAUCCAAAAACGGGGGGAAAGAAGCGAGUUUUUGAUGAAUAAGGAUUUUCGCAUAUUCGGAUACACACUGGAGAAAAGAAGAAAAACACUACACUAACACAAAGGCAGUUUUCUUCUGCGCUUCAUAAGGAAAAAGUGGGAUUUUUUCACACGGUGAUGAAGACGAAAAAAGGUUUGAUGAUGCUGUCAGGGAGCGAGACUGAUGACGAGGACAGCGUGGAUGCCCCCCUGGAUCUUUCCUCAAGCGCGGGGAGCAAUGGGAAACGGAAAAGGCGGGGAAAUCUGCCCAAGGAGUCGGUUCAGAUCCUCCGGGACUGGUUGUACGAGCACCGAUACAACGCUUACCCUUCGGAGCAGGAGAAAGCCCUGCUUUCCAAGCAGACGCAGCUCUCCACACUGCAGGUGUGCAACUGGUUCAUCAACGCACGGCGGCGACUUCUCCCAGAGAUGCUAAGGAAAGACGGCAAAGAUCCAAACCAGUUCACCAUCUCUAGGAAAGGCAGCAAAGCGGGCGACAGCUUCUCAGACAGCUCCCAGUCGCCCAAACACUGCAGCCCCGCGGCAAGUACGGAGGAGAGCUACGACAAACGCGUCCUCCACCCUUCCAGCUUUGAACCAGCCGUGUCCGGCGUCCUGAGGAAUGCCCUGUCCCCAUCCUUACCCUCUCCAACCUCCUUGUCACCACCUCCAGGGAUCAUCCCCACCCGGCCUUCAGUCAUCUGUCACACUACUGUCACCGCAGCGAUACAGGCCCCUCCCUCCGUGCCCGGAAUGAACUGCGACAGGGCGGAGGAGCUGCUGCAGCACGCACAGGCGCUUCUCAGGUGCAAGGAGGAAGAGCCGUUCUCUACCACCACCACCACCACCACCGCCAGCACCACCACUACCACCAUCCUCAGCGGCACCGGCAUGGAGGGCAACCUGAGCCCCCGAAGCGGGCUCUUCAACACCCCUCCCCCUACCCCUCCAGACCUCACACAGGACUUCAGCGGCUUCCAGCUCCUGGUGGACGUGGCUUUGAAAAGGGCCGCGGAGAUGGAGCUGCAGGCCAAACAGCUGGUCUCCUAAAAAGGGACAAAGUUACACAAAAAGAAGAAGAAGAAGAAAAAGGAGGGAAAAGAGACUAAAUUUGUGUCUCUGACUUUGGAACUCCUCCUGAGUUCAGUGACUUGUCUGCACGCGACAGAGAACAAACACAUAGACGCCUGAUCAUUUCUAUUUUUGGUAAACCAAUCAAGUUGACGAGGAUGUUUUUUUAUGGAGAAAAACAAACUGUAUCGAGGUGCCUUGGCUGUAAGUUGUUUAUUCAUUUCACAUACAUGCGUAUGUUUCUACAUGUGUAUCUUAUUUGCACACAGGGACCAAAAAAAUGUUAUCAGAGAAAUGCUGCCUGUCUUAUGUCUUUCCAUUUUUACUGUGUAUGAUUCUAGAGAGCUAGAAGCAGCCCUCAUCCACACCCGUUUACCGUCACACAUUUCACAGAUCAGUUCCUACUUGGUCUGCCUCGUUUGUUUGCACACUAACGGCAGAGGAAGGUCAUCUCAGUGUCUUAAACAUACUUUGCUCUUGGCAUCUAUGACAAACUUAUUCACUACUGUAGAAAAUGUUGUUUUCAUGAGUAUAAGUAUAGUUUCGAUUUUGUAUUUACUUUUAGCUAUUUUUAAAAGAAAAAAACCUCUAUGCUUUUGUUUUUCACUCUUUUUUUCCCCAUCAAGGGAUAUUUCAGAUGACCAAUGUAGCAGGUUCUUAGUCGGAGCCUUCAUCCAAUUAUCACUCAGCGGGGGAAAAAAACAACGGCCAGUGGACUGGAAAAUGAAAACACUACAGAUGUCUUUUUUCUGCAUUUAGCUGUUUUUACGACCCGUCAAAGACAGCAGUUUUUGAAAUCACCAAAAACACAUUUUCAUGUAUAAUAGGACCAUGUGUAUAGCUAAUGUGACACCAUGCCCAAUGAUGUGAUUUCUUUUCAUACUGUGCAAUGUUUGUGGCAAAAAGGGGUCACAUGGGAUUCAAAUAAAGUUUUGUUUUUCUACAGCUCA
This is a messenger RNA of Notolabrus celidotus (New Zealand spotty), 2412 nucleotides long. It is a transcript of the gene tgif1, whose product is annotated as TGFB-induced factor homeobox 1. Gene Ontology annotation, biological process: regulation of transcription by RNA polymerase II. Gene Ontology annotation, molecular function: DNA-binding transcription factor activity, RNA polymerase II-specific; RNA polymerase II cis-regulatory region sequence-specific DNA binding. The transcript has 3 exons. Lineage: Eukaryota; Metazoa; Chordata; Actinopteri; Labriformes; Labridae. The record is from RefSeq and is a predicted model, not a curated record. The coding region runs from base 530 to 1441 and encodes 303 amino acids.